AAAGUGUCGGGUGGGGAGCCGUGGUGAACGCAGUUCUCGACUGAUCGCCGAGAAGGUGUAACGGUGUUGCUAGAUGCGAGUGACGGCGAGGCGUACGAAAAGCCACGUGAUCGACUCUUUCACCGGCUGAACGUGACAGCUGAACGCGGCGACAGCCUUCGCGAUCAUUCGUUCUACUUCUUCGUCGUCGACCUUCAACCACUUAAGGAGUGUCACUGCUCUAUAUUGCCGUAAAUUCCUUGAGUCUCGUCGCGAAACAAAACCUAAACAGAUCAUGACAGCAAACGUAAAGCAUGGUUGAUCGUUGAGCCGGGUUUUAUGCAAAAAUUUAUAUAUGAUUUAUUUUUUCGAUCGAGCUCUUCCGUUAUCUUUGCUCGUCGAAUAUGAGUGAUGUUCCGGUUCGUGAGCAAAAGAAGUCGUAUGUCGAUCAAAGACGCGUUUAAAUUGUUUAUUUGGUCCGGAAAAUCAGGAUAGCUUUCGAGAGAGGGGGCGUGUUUAAUUUGAUCGUCGUUGAGGCACGCGGAUUGAGACAUGCCAGAGAAACGUAGUUAACCAGAUACGUGAUUCUUGUGUGAUACAACGUGAACGGCGCGGCAUCGUGCAGUGUUUAAGGGUGUUGAAGGUGCGUCCAAUGACGGGAUAAGAAUGUCACCGGUGCUACAGCGGUAGAGGGUGUCACGGAUCUGGGAUUUUCGAGGCUGAGGAGCGCUUAGAUAAGGCAUGCUAUGCGUCAGAAGACUGGAAACAGAGGUUCUCGCGGAAGAUGACAGCGUUAAGUAGAUAAAGGAACAGCUGCUGGUUCCACCGACCGACGACGACGACGAUUCAUCGCGUUUUCCAUGCAGUGCACAAUGCUCUGCCAUCGCGCUCUUGUCGUUCUCUUUGCUGUCAACGUGCCAAUCGUGACGGGGCUCGAGCCAGACUUCACAUACCCGUUGGAGAACUUAACGAUCUCGCAGGGUCGAGACGCAACCUUCACCUGCGUGGUGAGCAACCUCGGUGGAUACCGGGUGAGUCCUUCCUCCUCCGCGAGCGGAGAUCACUCUGGCGGCGCCAAGGCCCGGGUGGCGUGGAUCAAAGCAGACACCAAGGCAGUCCUGGCGAUUCACGAACACGUGAUCACGAACAACGCGCGUUUAUCAGUAACACACAGUGACUACAACACGUGGACGUUGAAUAUUCGUGGGGUACGCCGAGAAGAUCGAGGCAUUUACAUGUGUCAAGUCAACACGGAUCCUAUGAAGAGUCAGAGCGCGUUUCUAGAAGUGGUGAUACCGCCGGACAUAAUAUCCGAAGAGACCUCGAACGACUUGAUGGUACCUGAGGGCGGAUCCGCAAAACUGGUCUGCAAGGCUCGCGGCUAUCCAAAACCUGAGAUCGUAUGGAAGCGAGAAGAUGGCGCCGAGAUUAUUUCCCGUGCCGGAUCGUCCGGUGGCAAAACGAAAAUAGCUACUGCUGAAGGGGAAACGCUGACUUUGUCGAAAGUAACCAGAAGCGAGAUGGGCACCUACCUGUGCAUCGCGAGUAACGGAGUACCACCAUCAGUCAGCAAACGAAUGAUGCUGCACGUACACUUUCACCCGAUGGUUCAAGUACCAAACCAGCUAGUCGGCGCGCCAACUGGAACCAACGUAACGCUGGUUUGUCUCGUCGAAGCUUCUCCGAAGGCCAUUAAUUAUUGGACACGCGAAUCAGGCGAAAUGAUAAUUAGCAAUCACAAAUACUCGAUGUCAGAAGUGAAGACAUCCGUGUACAGUGUACAGAUGCGCUUGGUAAUUAUGAAUCUACAGAAACAGGAUCUCGGUGGUUACAAGUGCAUCUCAAAGAACUCGAUCGGCGACGCAGAGGGAAACAUUCGACUUUACGAUAUGGAUCUACCGAAACACUCGAAGAAACUGGGAGACCGAAGAUUGGACAGUGACACGAACGAAGCGGUCAACGAUCGAGAUCACAGACUGACUAACGUGUAUCAAGGCUCUUUACGGGAAACGGGUUCAACCUUGGAACCAUUCUUCAACGGCGACGACGCAUCCUCGUCGACGUCCUCAAACGACAUUUUUCCACCCGCCUCUUGUAUUCUUCUAAUAACAUUGUCCCAACUGCUCGCUUUGACGUAAAGAACACUAUAAAAAGAAAACACGUGAAUACAGAAGGAACGAAGAAUCAUGCGUUUACUUCAACGACGACGGUCGAUCAUUUUUUUUCCCGUGUGUCGAUGCAUAUCGAUUUCUGUGCUGCGUUAUACUCGUCGACAGAGAGAAAGCAAGUUGAUUACGGAAAGAUUAGUAACAAGUUUGUGUUGAUAUCUCAUCGUUGCAUUUGUUCGAUCCCUCCAUCGAUGAUACACUACCGGAUCUAGCUGACGAAUUAGAAUCGAAAGAGGUUGUAUCUGUUUGAAGAGUUCGUUCGGUAAGUAAUGAUACAUACAGAUUUCUAUCUCAUGUUAUAUAAUUUUAAAAUUCUAUCACUUUUAAUUUUUGUUAAUUUUUGUUAAUUUGGUUUAAUAUUUUACCGAGUAUUCAUUUUGAAUUUUAUUCAUUUUUGGUUAGAAAAUAUUAUUUUCAUUUAUUUAUUUAUAAUUCGUUUCUUAUCUUUAUUUGAAUUUUUUCCUUUUUAUGUAUUUAUCGUGGAUAUUAUAAAAUAAGAUCACAAAACGAUAUGAAAAUAUUUUUCGACGUAUUUCGAGCAAAAUAUUUCUUACAUACUUCUCCUAUACAACUUGUACAAAUUUUGAUAUUUCAUUUUACUUGGAUUUAACUUUUUCUACAACUUUUCGCAACGUAUUUGCCUAGUUUGAAAGUACUAAGUAUCGUGUAAUGUAAAAGCAAGUUUAACUGAAUUAGAAGAAUUUUAUACGAAACUUCAUGAUCUUCAUCGUUGAAGGACUGAUAAAAAUAUCGCACGAGCCUUAUACAUUUUUAUCUAAAAUUGGAUAAUUCAUUAUGCUGGACCAAAAUAUAUAUCGCAUCAUUCCGACUUGAAUGAAAAACUGUUAUUUAUUCGAACUUUGUUAUUAGUUCUUUGAAUUUUAAAAAUUCGUAACUUCUGAUUAAAGCAAAUUUGCAAAACACAGAAGUUGGAAUGGUAAACAAUUAGCGCCCGCAUUUUGUAUUUAUUUAUUACAAAAUUUUCAAUUAUCAUAUUUCUACCUAAAUAUUAAUCUUCCAUAUUUUUUUCUAUCCAUGUGCAACAUUUUCUCUAGAAAGCUGAACUGAACAACAAAUUAUCAAUCCAGAAAAAUAAGUAUUUAACUAAUAUUUAAAUUUUAUUAACAAACCUUUCAGUAGAAUCUUAUCUUCGAACAUUUUAUAACACUUCAUUUAUUAUUUUACUAGUGAAUAAUUUCACUAGGUUAAAUUUUGGUUAUUUGUAAACAACACGUUUUGCAAGUAAUACGCAAACGCUUGGCAAGCGAUAGAUUUAAAUUCGUUACGUCGCCGAGGUAGGCAUUUUUAUCUCUCCAAUUAAGAAGACACGUCUCGUUAGAGCAAUUUCACCAUCCACCUGUUACUCUGUAAUCCACUUGACCUACGUGUAUAAGUCCACACUUUAAUGUAGCACCACUUACACGAUCUUUCAACAAAAGAACCAGACCAGAGAAGUAUUUUAAAGUGGUUUUAAAAAUACGCGCCAAUGUGCCAGGUAGUUAAAUACAGUAAAUGACUAUAAAAACUAAACCGCUCGAAGAAAACAGGAAAAACAUUUAAAGAACCGAAAAAACAGUACGCUUGGCUUACUAAAUUAUCUUUUUCAUCAAUUCACGCGUAAUUUCAGACGAAUUGUUAAACAAUACGAAAUUCAUUAUAGUUGGACCUAGUUAAUUAGUACGUAAUAUAUGCAAUGAUCCGAAAAUUCUUUUUAUAGUCACUCCUAACAGUAACUUUUAUUUAAAGGAAACAUGCAUAAAAUCAAAAACAGGAUUACAAAUUACUGCCAAAUAGAAUAUCAAUAGAAACAACGAAACAAAAAGUAAUGAUUUUCUGAUUUCUCCAUCUCGUUAAUUCUCUCAAAUUAAUCACCCCUUUCAGUUACCAAAUAAUACUUGGUAAAAAGAGGGUAAUUGUUUCGGCUGGACAAUUUAUCGAACGAAUUUCUACUCGAAUUUUUCCUCGCGUACACCGCUUGAACAAAUGGAAAAAAAUCGACGGACUGAUUCCUUGUUUAUUCAGACCGCGAAACGAGUCGAACCUUUAGUCGUACCGCGAUAAACUUGGGUCACGAGUACAAUUGCACGUCGACCAACAGGGGUACGUUAUUGUAUCAGAGCUGACGAACGUGAAAUUAAUAUUCUAAUGAAUAUCGGAGAAACGUAACGGCAGAACGAAGAUCUCGUCGUGAAUCUCGUCAUAUCGAACAGCUCGCUCCACCGUGCGAUUGUCCGUUCUAGGCUUAACGAGAUAUCUCGUUAGCACUGCAUGUUCGCCUUCUCUAUCUCUCUUCGACGACCGGUCUGUCGAAUUGUCCGAUCUGUUGCAAUGAUAGAAUUAUUAAACCCCGGGCUCGUUUACUUUUUUCUUGUCCCAUCCUCAUCUCUACCCUUGUUUUUCCCCUACUUUUCUCUGUCCCUUUUCACGUUAUGUUUCACGGAUUCAUGUGUCUUUUUUCAACGUGUGAACACGCAUAUGGAGGGCAUGGAAUAAAAUCUGUUCCCUUCGUAUCCGACUCGCUGGAUUAUUAUGAUCGUUGACGGGGAUAUCAGACAACCGAGAUAAAUGCGAACGAAUGAAAUUUAGUUACGCAAAUGUUGCUCAUCAUCGGUUCACAAAGGAUCAUGUGCGUAGAUGCUACAUUGAUCAACUCUAUAAGAUAAAAGGAGCGACGAUAUUGCAAAUACUAUUUUUUAAAUUCAUUUUAGAAUUUGCUAUCCUUUAUAUCUUCUUCUUGCGACGAAUAAACUUAUUGACGUAAAUAAAUCGUGUAUUUGUAUGAUGAAAGUAAAAAAUUAACAAAAAGUAGAAUUGAGCAGUUUGAUUUCCAAGAAAUCAUGCAGAGAUUGUUUAACAAUUUGUUGUUCGACAGCUCUUGAUCAUUUUUCCUUUCAUUUAAUGUUUCUAGUGAGGUUUUUAAUUCUGUUAUUUUGAUUCUUCGUUGAAGUGUCAGAAAAUCUUGGAAUAUGUCCUCUGGGGUCCUUACAAAUUUUUCUAUACUAAUAAAUACAAUUAAAAAUGCCAGAUACAUAUAUACUAUUCGUACAUCAUAUCCGUUUCACUAGAAUAUCUAAAAUUUGAACGCAAAUAUUCAAAAGAAAUUUCACUGUUGGUGUAGGUAUCAUCGAGAGGAAACAUAUAAAUUGUAUCAUUCUAUUCUCUUGUUUCUUGUAUUACGUAGGAGGACAAGGAAUAAAUUGGCAAUUAUUAAUAACCUAUACGAAUCCAAUACAUAUCCCUAAUCAAUUAUAAAGUAGCGAUAUGAUUUCACAUUUUUAAGCAACGAUUAGGAGUACACAAGUCUGAAGAUAUUGUUAGAUUUCUAAUAAAUACGAAAAAAAUUGUACAGACGAACUGAGUUUAUGGUAAUCGUUACACGAAUACAAAGUUAAUGUACUUUUCGUGAGAAAAGAUUUUAUCAAGCUUAGAAAACUUUUGAAUAAGUUUUGCCAAGUUCAUCCACUUUGGUAGCAUAUUAUACGUUUCGUGGAUGUCCCAAUGUUUAAUAAAUUCAAAAAUGAAAAACAGUUUAUUCUUGUGAAAUGGAAAUUUAUUAUCACAAUUGUUUACAUAUUUACAUAUUAAUUACCGACAUUUAAUACAAUAUCGAUUGAUAAUUAGCUAGAAGAAUUUUAUUUGUUUCUUAAUUUCAGUAAUUUUUUCUAGUUACUCGUAACUUUCAUUGGACUUUCAUUCCUUAAAAAUUUGUUUUUCCUCAAAAAUUAUAUCACUUACACGGAAAAGAUAAACUCCCAUCAUACCGAAAAAUAUUACGCCUCUGAUCAAGAUAUCAUCGAUUUUCUGAUCUAUAAAAUUUUGAAAUGAAAUUUUAUAUAUAUAACGAUGCAAAAAUUACAAAGUAAUCACGUAUACGUUGUACGAAAAUGACAGUAUAACGAUAACGAUAAACGCAGUUUCCUGACAAAGUAUAGUUAAUUCAUUCAGCGUGCAGCGUGCGUUUUGCUCCCUUUUACAAGAAAGUCUCGUCGCUCAUAUACACGAAUAAAAGGAAAAAGAGAGGAAAAACUGGAAGAAAAAAGAGAGCAAGAGACGAGAUAAAGAUCAAAAACAAAAGAGUCGUGCAAUAAAGCACAAACUCAUUAAUUAAAGUCGUCGUAUGAGCAAGAAAUGAAGUUGUAUCCGUGCUUUCGAUACUGUUAUAUCGGUGUGCAUGCACAGAACGCCACGUUGUUCGUAUGAUGAGCUUCCACCGUAUGUAGUGUAAAAACGAAUAAAAAAAUAUUAUGAAAAAACGAAGAAACGCAAAAGUGGAAAAUAUUCCGAGCUAGUAAGAAUGUAAGAAAUGUAUCCCUUUGCUUUUGCAACCAACAAAUAAAGAGAGAGAAAAGUAUCGUUGAGCAUUAUUAUGGCGAGUCAUGGAUGAUUCUGUACGGAUGUAUGAGAGGGUGUGUGUGCAUCUUAAACGGGUAUGUAAUGUUAGGAAAUAUAUGUACGAUUUUUACGUACAAAAAGAAAACGAGCAAAAUUUCAUUUAUCCUAUGUAUAUAGAUAGGUUAUGCGAUUUUUUAAAUUUACAUAUUUUGAAUUAUCAUAUACAUGAUAAUGAUAUAUGAUAGUAAAUAAUAUUAUAUUUGUGAGAUGGAACUAUAUCAUCUUGAGUUAUAUUAUUAAUAUUGCGUAGGAUGUUUAAUAUAUUUUUGAAGUUUCUGUUGGAAUAAAGAGACUGAGAUAUGAUUUAUUUCUCACUAUAAAUCAAAGUAAAAUUAAAGUUUUGAUUUAUAAAUAGAUCGCACUUUUGCUAGACAACUUGACAGAUUUGUUGAGAAAACGCAGUUUUCUAGGAUUCUUUACGAAUAAUAUUCCUUUCAAUCAUAUUAAAAGGGUAUUAAAAAGAAAGUAAAAUAAUUCACUUCAGUUGAAAGAACGUGCCAAAGUGUGUGAAUUUGAAGUAGUGACGCCGCGUUUCAUCUAUUAAUCGCUUUUGAUCUUCCCUUUUAAAUACAUUCUAGUUAAUGAAAUUUUGUUUUAGAGGGAUGUAUCAGUGUUUGAUGCAAAAUGUUAAUGUUACGACAAUGUUUCCGAUAACGACAUCAUCCUGUUAAUAACUAAGAAAUCUUUUAUCGGACAAUUUUGUAUAAACAAAGCAACUAGUUCACAGAAGAUCGUACGGAACAUUUUAUUUAAUUAGUAGCUGAAAUAUAACGAACGCCAGUUUAAACAAAUUUCCCUUUAACUUAUUCGACGGAACAAAUUCCUUUGUUGCGUGAGAAAAUAAUCCUUGUUCUUGACGUCCGAUUUAAUAAUUACAGUCAAAGAUUUAUUUAAAAGAAAAAGUGCGGUUCGUUUAGGAAGAAAGUAAGAAAUUACGCGAAGAUUUUUAAUUUUGUUACUCUUCCAGUGAUGAUAACUCAUUAAUUGAAAUUUUUAUGGUAGAAAUCUUAUAUUUCAUGGCUUAAUAUAAUUUUUAAUGUGGUAAAUUUGAAAUGCGGAAUUCAAAUAUUUGAGAAUUUAAUAUGAAUGAAAAUUCAGCAACGAUUCAGAAGACGAAAAAUAGAAAACGAGGAAGAUGGUUCCAUAUAAGUUGAUAAUUCACAAAUAAACAACAUUUCUACACGCAAUUGCAAACAUGCGAAAUGAAUGAAUAUGAAUGAAUCGAUGACUGUUAGUAACUAGAAAGAAGAAAUUAUGCGACAUUUAAUAUUAGUGAAUAUGAGAAUACAUUUAUGUGUAGAUUGUGUAAAAUACGAAAUAUAAUGAAACGAUAUUAUUAAAGUUA
This is a messenger RNA of Bombus huntii, 7884 nucleotides long. RefSeq names its product lachesin-like. The coding region runs from base 840 to 2117 and encodes 425 amino acids. The transcript is spliced from 9 exons. The record is from RefSeq and is a predicted model, not a curated record. Gene Ontology annotation, cellular component: neuron projection. NCBI's taxonomy places the organism in Eukaryota, Metazoa, Arthropoda, Insecta, Hymenoptera, Apidae.